AUGACGCGAUUAAGAGCAAAUCAACGUUGCUACGAGGUUCGCAUCAACCAGACUGAAGGGCAGAAAACUGAGGCAGAGGCAACAAAGAAGAUUUAUAAGUCUUACUCAAUUUCAUUUUCGGACAACCCACCUAUCUUGAAGCUCCCGCUACCAUUCCCGCAGAGGUAUUUGAAGAAGGAGUUUGAUGAAAAAUUCGCAAAGUUUCUGGAGGUCUUCAAGAAAAUCCACAUCAACAUUUCCUUUGCAGAAACCUUGGCCCAAAUGCCUAACUAUGUCAAGUUCUUAAUGGAAGUAAUGUCAAAGAAGAGAAAGUUGGAGGAAUUUGAGACUGUUAAGCUGACAGAGGAGUGUAAUGCCAUACCUCAGAAGAAGCUCCCUCACAAAUUGAAAGAUCCGGGCAGCUUCAACAUCCGGUGCAAUAUUGGUGGUAUCACAUUUGAUAGGGCACUAUGUGACCUUGGAGCUAACAUAAACUUGAUGCCCUUAUCAAUGUUCAAAAAGUUGGGACUUGGAAAAGUGAACCCCACAACCUUUACCUUGCAACUGGCGGACAGAUCGAUCACAUAUCCCAAAGGCAUUAUUGAAGACGUGUUGGUGAAGGUUGAUAAGUUCAUCUUUCCGGUGGACUUUGUGGCAUUGGACAUGGAGGAGGGUGAGAAAGUACCAUUGAUUCUUGGCUGA
Olea europaea var. sylvestris is the source of this 681-nucleotide messenger RNA. RefSeq lists its product as uncharacterized. The record is from RefSeq and is a predicted model, not a curated record. The transcript is spliced from 2 exons. Lineage: Eukaryota; Viridiplantae; Streptophyta; Magnoliopsida; Lamiales; Oleaceae. The coding region runs from base 1 to 681 and encodes 226 amino acids.